Molecule: messenger RNA, 2284 nt
Organism: Epinephelus fuscoguttatus (brown-marbled grouper)
Lineage: Eukaryota; Metazoa; Chordata; Actinopteri; Perciformes; Serranidae
Gene: ptgesl
Product: prostaglandin E synthase 2-like
Exons: 7
Coding region: 18-1160 (380 amino acids)
Cellular component (GO): mitochondrion
Molecular function (GO): prostaglandin-E synthase activity
Source: RefSeq, a predicted model, not a curated record
CUUUAUGUAAAAGCAGCAUGGCGGCCGCCUGCACCAGAGCCCUGUGUAAGGUCGGUUGGAGUAUCUUGGAGUCUCCGGCCGCCCGUCGGCCCGGUACCGUCUCCUACCUGCUGGGGAAUGUGAGCGCACGCGGGUCCAGGAGGGCGUACGGUACCGGCGGGACCGGGUACCGCUCCAAGCUGCUGUCCUCCCUGCGGACAGGAGGAGGAAGCCGCAGGGUGCUGGGCUGUGCCGUCCUGCUCGGUGGAGGUCUGGGUUUGUACCACACUGUGAAGUUCAGGCUCCAGCAGCACCUGGCCGAGGAGGAGACCAAGGCCCCAGAAGGAGGUCUGAAGUUGACUCUGUACCAGUACAAGACCUGCCCGUUCUGCAGCAAGGUGCGAGCCUUCCUGGACUACCAUGGGCUGCCGUACGAGAUCGUGGAGGUGAACCCGGUGAUGAGGCAGGAGAUCAAGUGGUCCACCUACAGAAAAGUGCCCAUCCUGAUGGUGAAUGAAGACGUGCAACUGAACGACUCGUCUGUCAUCAUCAGCUCCAUCAAGACUUAUUUAAUCAACAAGGAGAAGAGCAUGACUGACAUCAUCCGCUGCUACCCUGAGAUGAAGGCGACGAACGACAGAGGGAAGCAGGUGACGGAGUACGCCAACAAGUACUGGCUGAUGCUGAGCGAGGACGAGACCGCGGCGUUGUACCCUGAGAAGGGGAUACAGAAAGAGGAGAUGAAGUGGCGUCAGUGGGCCGACGACUGGCUCGUGCAUCUUAUAUCCCCCAACGUGUACCGGACAACCGGCGAGGCCCUGGCAUCCUUUGACUACAUCGUGCGCGAGGGCAAGUUUGGUAGUUUCGAAGGCUUCUUUGCCAAAUAUGUCGGCGCUGUGGCCAUGUUCAUCAUCUCCAAAAGGCUGAAGAGUCGACACAACCUGCAGGACGACGUCAGGCAGGAUCUCUACAAGGCCGUCAACGAGUGGGUGGCAGCCAUCGGCAAGAAGAGGAAGUUCAUGGGUGGAGAUCAUCCCAACCUGGCAGACCUGGCGGUGUUUGGCGUCCUCAGAGUGAUGGAGGGCCUGCAGGCGUUUGACGACAUGAUGGCGAACACCAAGGUCAAACACUGGUACAGACGGAUGGAGAGGGCGUCGCUCAACCACGAGGGUCGUGAAUGAGGCCGAACAGUUGAAGGAAGGAGACCGCAGAACACCGAGCGCUUCCAGCCUCAAAAGGACUGAACAGUAAACUGUCGACACAGAAAGACGGCGUCCGGCAUCAGGAAGCAAGAAGUCCUGCUUCUAUUGUGGAAACGGUUCGAUGACGGUUGCUGCUGCCCUGAUUGAUUUCCUGAUGAAUUUAAACCUGUUAGCUGCAGACGUUUGUGUAGAUAAAAUACUGAAAAUACUGUCGCCAGAUAUUUAAUUUGACCAUUUAAUGACCUGCUUCUGCGGAGGACACGUCAGACCUGCUGCUCAUCUUAAGCACGUUUUACUGACCUCUACUGGUUAACUGUGGGAACUGCAAUAAUUCAAACACAUUUAACCCAAAGUUUAGUCACAUUUUUAUAAUAGAAACAAAAUAAAUGAGUCAGCAUCUCUGACGCAGCAGUUCUGUCAGUUUACUGCAUAUAUGUUUGCUUUAUUUUUUUGUUGUGGAGGAGGUGAAAAUGUCACGUAUUGUCCCUUUAAUAACUGACAGGGUUUCCAUGCAGAUCUGGAAAAGUCUGGAGAAUGAUUUUACACAUUUCCAGGCUACACGGAAAUAAUUUUGAAUAAUUUUUCAGUCCUCACCACCACAACAAAUUAAAAAAAAUAAAAUAAUAACAAUAGUAAAGAGAUAAGCUUCAAUUGGAGGUCACGUACACAUUACUUAGUUUUGAGUGAUUGAAAAUGUUUAUUUUUAUCCAUUUGACUCAGAUUCACUCAGCUGUCAUGUAAUUUCAAAUAAGCAUGUUCAGAUAAUUGCCGCUUUAUCUGGGGAAAAAUGUGUUAUUUUGAUUUUCUUCUCGGUUCAGUCGUUUCUUUGUAAACUCUCUACACAUCAGGUUAUCUCUAUUUGUUUCAGACGGUUGUUUCUCUGUGUAAGUGACGCAGGAUCAGUGAGGCAGCGAGGACUCAAUGAGCUCAUCGGCUGGUUUUCUCUUUGGGGGUGAAAUAAAAUAAGAUGUAAGAAGAGCUGGUGAGCUGCCAGUUUGAAUGUACUUAAUAUGCAAACUGCAGAUCAAUCCUAAAUUAAGUGUAUUAAAACAACUUAAUGUGCAUAGUUGUAAAAAGGUAAAAAUAAAAAAAGGAAACCUGGA